This is a messenger RNA of Nothobranchius furzeri (turquoise killifish), 2607 nucleotides long. It is a transcript of the gene sinhcafl, whose product is annotated as SIN3-HDAC complex associated factor, like. The record is from RefSeq and is a predicted model, not a curated record. Gene Ontology annotation, cellular component: Sin3-type complex. NCBI's taxonomy places the organism in Eukaryota, Metazoa, Chordata, Actinopteri, Cyprinodontiformes, Nothobranchiidae. Gene Ontology annotation, biological process: negative regulation of cell migration.
UUUUAUGUAAACUAUAUUCUAAUGACCAGCUGUAUGCAGUAGCAGUCGUAGUAUGAGCAUGCGCAGAUUGUGAAAAGAAGACGGCGAAGAUUCAAAGUUUUUGUCCAUUUGAUUUGCUCGAGGCCGACCUUUUGAAGAGAACAUGUUUGGCUUUCAUAAGUCAAAGAUCUACCGAAGCAAUGAAGGCUGUUGCAUCUGCAAAACCAAGUCCUCCAGCUCUCGCUUCACAGACAGCAGUCGCUAUGAGGAGACGUUCAGGCUGUGUUUUGGACUCGCUGAAGACCGCGUUGGAGAUAUCUGCAAUGCUUGUGUGCUGCUGGUGAAGAGGUGGAAGAAGCUGCCUCAUGGCUCCAAGAAGAACUGGAAUCAUGUGGUUGAUGCCAGAGCUGGACCGGGUUUUAAGGUGACUAAACCAAAGAAGAUCAAAAACAGUGAUGGGAAGAAGAAGAGCAAACUAAAGAAGCUGCACAAGUUCAAGAGACAAACAGACUCAGACGCUCACAGCACCACCUCCAGCAUGUCUCCCGCCCAGUCUCCCAGUUACAGCCACCAGUCGGAUGACGGCUCAGACAUCGAGUCCAAACAGAGACGCUCAGCCCCCUCCAUCUUCUCUUUCUUGGAUCGUUCCUACUGGAAAAGACAAAAGGUAUGCUGUGGGAUUGUAUACAAGGGUCGCUUUGGAGAGGUGAUAAUUGAUCCUCGACUUUUCAAGCCCUGCUGCAGUUCAAAAAAACCGAAGACGCUGACGCCUGCACAGGUGUCCACACUUCCUCCACAGUUACCAGAAGACACGAAUGCCGGUGAAUGCUUUUGUUGAGCCCGCUCUGGGUUCAUCAGCGGCAUCCACCUGGAUUUGUCUCCAGUGGCAGACCUCACUUCCAUUCUCCCCGUUUUUUCUAGACCAGUUCCUUUUUUUAUAUGGGUAUUUUUUAACUGUUGUAUAGAGUCAUGGUAUUUGUUUUAUAUAAAGAAGAAAAAAGAAAAAAAAACCUUUGGGGCAUUAGUGUUAUUUAUAGAAUAAGGACACAAAUGUUUAAAGUAAAUUGUUCUGAAUUUUCAGUCAUUUUCCUAAUUAAGUGAUUUUAUUUUGUACAGAUUGUUUCUAAUUUUUACACAUCAGGACUGCUCGGUCUUUGUGACUUGUCAAACUGUAAGUGUGUAGAUGAAAACACCAGCAUUUCCAAUGCCAGCUACUGUGUGUUGUGGUGGGUCUUCCACGCCUUCCUGAAACGAUUAUGGUUCAUUUGCUCCACGUGUAACCCGUAUACAUUUUCUUCUUUAGAAGUUUAUUGAUAACAUCUAAACUAAAUUUAUUGGUUGAUUAGUUUUUCCCAUGCAGCUGCAGCAUGCCACAAGUUUUGAAACACUCCUCCUUUUUAAAAAUCUGUCAGCAGUUUGAGCACAAACGUCGACGUGUGGUUAGACCCUGCAUGCGGUGCGUCCCUCGCCUUGUUGAAAUGGCAGAACUGGUUUCAUUUUUAUUUAUAUAUUUUAUAAAGUCAAAUGAAAUGACAUUGCAUGUUGUAAAGCAAAUGGUUCGUAAAAUGAUUUUUUUGUUGUAAAUACUGUUCUUUUUUUGGCUCGUGAUGCAUCCCAACGUUUGUAACAGCCGACCACUACAUCUGAAAGGUGCUGGAAUAACUGAACUCUCACUGUAAGCCGGUUGGAUCACAUUUUCACAUCUCUCUUUCUCAGGCACAUUACUUUAGAGGUGUUUGUCGUUUGAGUUUGUCCUCUGUACAAAUGUGGUAAUCUCCAGGAUUUUCACAUAUUUUAAUAAUUUAAUUGCAAUCCGUUAAGUGUAAUUAAAUGUCUGUUAGGAAUGGACUCCCCUACUUCUUAAUGCUCUUAAAGGAGUGUUUGUUAAAGGAAGCAAUUGUCAAAAGUUCAAACUAUGCAGACGUUUUGAAUGUGAGGACUGCUCCGGAGCUUUCCGUCACUUUCUCAUUUAAACCAGAGUAGUGGAUCCUUUCUUAUCAUUUUAAAACCAAAUUGGCUUUUUAAUAGCAUCAGCAAUAAUGUCAUCAGCAGCCAUCGUCUCAAAAUUUUAUGUAUGCCAUUUUAUGAAAAAUGCUCUUAUUGCACAGUUGUUGCCAUGGUGUAAACUGUCGAUACUGCAGUAAAAAUGGUUUUUAAUUUUAUUUUUUUACAUUUUGUAACCAAACUAAAUGAAUUGACAGGCAUUGCUCUGUAAAGUUGUGUAAUGUAUGUAAACUUCUGCGGCAGGGUAGCUAAAUGCUGAGUUUUUUAUGAUUCUUAUUAAAGAGAUAUGCUGCUUCCUUUUGAUAUGGAAAAUAAGCUGUUUUUUAAUUCUUAGGGAGUUGCUAUAUUGUUUUUUUUUUUUUUUGUGAGGUACAUUUUUGGGAUGUGAGAUGUGCCUUAUUGAAUUACCUGACCUUUCCGUUGUGAUUCGUAUGUAAUUUAUAUUUAUUUAUUACACAACCUUUUUUGACUGGAAAUUUGAGGUAAUGGGUGAUGAGCCUUUCAAUAAGUUCUUCCCUUCUUUUAUUUUGUGCACUUCCUUUUGAACAUGCAAUGUAUUUUUUGUAAGCUUUUUGUAUACUGUACCACAAAGUAGAUCUGUAUUAUAAAGAUUUGGAAAAAGGA